Molecule: messenger RNA, 925 nt
Organism: Morus notabilis
Lineage: Eukaryota; Viridiplantae; Streptophyta; Magnoliopsida; Rosales; Moraceae
Product: protein P21-like
Exons: 1
Coding region: 78-761 (227 amino acids)
Biological process (GO): defense response
Cellular component (GO): extracellular region
Source: RefSeq, a predicted model, not a curated record
UAAGCAAUUCAUCACAGAACAUCCAUAAAAAAACUAAAAGCUAAGCCAAUAUCUCUCAACUCUCUUGCUCCAAGAACAUGAGGCUCCUCAUGAACCUCUACUAUGUUCUCCCUAUACUCUUUCUCACUUUUUUCUUCAUCUCCACACAUGCUGCCAUAUUCGACAUCAAAAACAACUGCCCCUACACAGUCUGGGCCGCCGCCUCGCCCGGCGGUGGCAGGCAGUUGGACUCCGGCAAUACAUGGACCAUCAACGUCAACCCGGGCACAAGCAGUGGCCGAAUAUGGGCCCGAACAGGCUGCAGCUUCGACGGGGCGGGGCGCGGUAGGUGCCAGACGGGCGACUGCGGCGGCAUCCUCGAGUGCCAAGGCUACGGCCAGGCUCCCAACACCCUGGCGGAGUUCACGCUGAACGGAUUCAGCAACUUGGACUACAUCGACAUCUCGGUCAUCGACGGGUUCAAUGUGCCGAUGGAGUUCAGCCCCACGUCUGGCGGGUGCAACCGCGUGAUCCGGUGCACCGCCGACAUCAUCGGACAGUGUCCCGCCGCGUUGAGGGUCGACGGUGGUUGCAAUGGCGCUUGUCCCGUCUUUAAGACCGACCAGUAUUGUUGUAAUUCUGGAAACUACUGUGGGCCCACAGAUUACUCUAGGUAUUUCAAGGAUCGGUGUCCUGAUGCUUAUAGCUACCCUAAGGAUGACGCCACCAGCUUAUUCACUUGUCCUUCUGGGGCCAACUAUAAGGUCGUGUUCUGCCCUUGAUCAAGUUAUAAUGCUUGCAUGGAAUCCUUUGCAUGCAGAUUGACUAUAUAUACUAAUAUCAUAUCAUAUAUAAAUAAAUGUACUCUCUCCUACCAGCUGAGAUAAACAUAUGCAAACAACGUACUACAAGAAAAAUGUAGUGCGCUAAUUACUGUAAUAAAAGA